Molecule: messenger RNA, 861 nt
Organism: Filobasidium floriforme
Lineage: Eukaryota; Fungi; Basidiomycota; Tremellomycetes; Filobasidiales; Filobasidiaceae
Exons: 2
Coding region: 1-702 (233 amino acids)
Source: RefSeq, a predicted model, not a curated record
AUGUCGUUCACUGAUAUAGCAAACAGCGUGACAGACCACUUGAGCCGCUUGACAUCGAAAUCUCAACUGCUAGAGCCUCAUCUCAAAUCAUACCAUGAGGUCUGGGCCGAGGAAGCUGAGAAAGUGGGAAAAGCCUUGCGGGAGAGCUUCGAAAGUCUGGAGACCCCUGUCCAGAGAUUGAGAGCUGCGGCACGUAAAGACUAUUCCCAGGCAAUCAAGCGACUCAAGAAGAACAUCCGGGCCGGGUUCAAGACCAGAUACCCCGGCGUUCAAUUGCCACACGAUAUGGAGAAGCAUUUGCACAUACAUUGGAUAGAGAGGCCGCUCACUGACAUGCUCACCCCGUGGGAUGAACCGCCCGUCGUACGCGAACUUGUCAUCGAGCAGCGGAAGCACUAUUUCUCAGGAAUACACGACGCAUACCGGGUCAUUGCAGUGGUAUACCACAAUCAUACGGAGGACUUUUGGUCCCAUGACAAAAGCUCUUCGAACUACCACUGUCAGAAAUGGUUGAACGGGUUGGAUCUCAGCAAUGUCUCCGAAGCUCGUAGCCAAGCGUCCGUUGGCCCCCUAGAUUCGAUCGGGGUCCUUCAUGAUUCGACCGUGCCUGAACACUCAGUAGCAGUCAACCAAAGCGCGGAUGUCCCUACGUCGGAGCUGGAACCAGCUACUAGCUCGUCGAUCUCGUCGAUCUCGCCGUAGGCUUUGUUGAAAUAUGAGAAGAUCCUGCUCCACAAUCUGUGUUGGCAAUGUUAGAUAUUGAGCAUUUGUGAGAUUUCAGUUCUCUCAGUGAAUUAGCGCUUCUUAGUUCUCGGCUUAUGCUUCACUGAGCCAUUCUUGCAAUUCGCGCUUACGCUCCGU